GAUGCGUGCUUGUGGUGUCUGUAGUUGAACAGCUUGCACAGUGGCACAACAGCACGGUAAAGGCAGCCAUGGAGAGACUGUGCAACUACAUACCUGAAAACCUGCAAGGUUUCUGUUACAUACUUGCUGAACUUUACGGACCACACAUAGCUGAACUCAUAGACAGGGAAAUGAAUGCCGAUGUGGUCUGCCAUUCCUUGAAGCUGUGUAAACAGGAUCCAGGACAACCGCUUUGUCACCUCUACCCUCCUCCAAAGGUGGGGCUGAGUACUGCAAUAAGAAAAGCAAGAAGGAUUAUGAAGACUUCCAAGGACCUGAAAAGCUUCACGGGGUUCUCCAGUGUAUGUGCAUUUCCUCUUCUGGCUAACCUCUGUGAGAAGAUUAAAUAUGUCAUAAGAAAUAAACUACCUUUUGAAGAUUUUGAUGGAGAUAAAUUUAGUACUUUCCCGACACUGAGGGGCUAUCACUGGCGAGGCAGAGACUGCAACGACAAAAACACCACGGUGUACCCUGGCAGACGUCCUGAUAACUGGGAUGUGGAAAGUGACUCUAACUGCAAUGGCAUAUGGGGCGUGGACCCAAAAGACAGAAUUCCCUAUGAGGAGAAAUUCUGCAAAGGUGCGGACUCGCAAGGGGUCGUGCUGCUGGGAGACUCGGCCGGCGCUCACUUCCACAUCCCUCCCGAGUGGAUGACCGUCACGCAGAUGUCAGCGAAAUCAUUUGCUAAUCUCCCAAUGGCUUUCACCAACGAGCUCGACUGGCCACAGUUCUCCGAGAUCACUGGAUUUCUGAACUCCACCAUUGGAGGCUGGACAGACUCUCUGUAUCUACGUUUACGCAGGAGAAAUCGCUGUAAUCACAGAGACUUACAGAACAUUUCUCAAAAUGGUGGUUCUUCAGGAAACCUCCUCUAUUUAAUAAAAAGCUUGGCCAGAAAUCAGCUGUUGGACAAUCCAGCCAUAGUUACCUACGCCACGAUUGGGAAUGAUGUCUGCAAUGGGUAA
Messenger RNA from Eurypyga helias (sunbittern), 1004 nucleotides. RefSeq names its product acyloxyacyl hydrolase (neutrophil) (gene AOAH). Gene Ontology annotation, molecular function: acyloxyacyl hydrolase activity; calcium ion binding. The record is from RefSeq and is a predicted model, not a curated record. The annotation marks the transcript as partial. The transcript is spliced from 14 exons. Gene Ontology annotation, biological process: negative regulation of inflammatory response; lipopolysaccharide catabolic process. NCBI's taxonomy places the organism in Eukaryota, Metazoa, Chordata, Aves, Eurypygiformes, Eurypygidae.